Messenger RNA from Striga asiatica, 1074 nucleotides. The record is from the annotation of a GenBank genome assembly. Lineage: Eukaryota; Viridiplantae; Streptophyta; Magnoliopsida; Lamiales; Orobanchaceae.
AUGGCCCGAACCCUUGUGAGCCGCCGCCCUGCAUUGAAGCCCGUGCCCGAACAAAACGACAAUCCGAUGUCCGACAAUGACUCGUCGAGUCCCAACACGAAUUCGAACUCGUCCGCCUCACGAACCCUCUCUCUCCCCAAGCCCACGAGAGUGGGCGUAGCUUCCGGACUCGAAUCCGAGAUCCAAUCGGCCCCCGACUGUGAGGAGGCCGCCAGAGUGCGAAGCGUGCCGACGAGGCCCAGAUCUAGGCCCAGGCUCGACUUGGGGAAACGGGCCGCUCUUGGUGGGCCUUCCAAGGAUGCAAGGAGGCUUAAGGGCCUCGAGAUCCGGAGGAGAACCAACAACGAGCACGACGACGUCAUCCUCGUCCGCGGGUUGAUCGAGUAUCUGGACCGGGUCGGGUCCGGAGGGCGGUUCUUCGACCUGCACCCCUUCCACAAGUUCAUCCGCGGCCGGUUCGCGUGCGAACCGACCCCAGACCAACUGCAUAGCAUGAUCUCCCGAAUCCGGGCCAACUAUCGCAGGAACAUGACCAAGGAGGCGAAGAGAGGCCGAGCCCCGAGGGGGGCCCACCAGCAGUUGGUGUACGAGCUUUCCAAGCUCGUGUGGGGGGGCGACGAGCCCCGAUGGAUGCCUCGCGUGAAAAUGGUGAAGAAGAGGCAGAACGGGCUGGAGGAGGUAGGCCCAUCCGAGGGACCCGAUCUAAAUCUGGACGAGGAGGACGAUCUGGAGGAGAUAGGUCCAUCUGAAGGGCCUAGCCCAAAUAGGGACGAGCCAAAAGAGAUGGGCCUAUCUCAGAGGCCCGACCCAAACCGAGAGGAGGCGAGCCUUUGGAGGGACGAUGGCUCGGUGGUUUGGGGUAAGGUGGCCGAGGUCAUGGACAGCCAAGACACAAGUGGCGUGGCCCCGAUGGUUGAAAGGCUUUGGCCCAAGAUGUUUGGAGGGGUGCCGCCGGGUAGAAAGGCGGAGGACUGGCGAAAGGUGGUGGUGAAGGACAUUUAUCUCUAUAUAAAGAAGACGGAGAUUAAGGUGGGGAAGGCCAAUCUCGUUGGCAAUGUUCUCAAGGCCAUAUAA